UUCAAGGAAAUCUUUCACUGCGAAACAGUACAGGCUGUUCCAGCUCUCACCUUAUUGGUCUGCUAUGGGGGUGGAGUACCAACCAAGGACUCAACAGUACAUUCAAAAUGGCGAAUGUGUUAUUGCUGUUUCCUGCAAAGCGGUGCGGUUAGUCUGUCUUCGAAAUUCUUCAAUUAUUGUCAUAUCUAAUUAGUGUAUACAUGGUCAGUGUGUACUAUUAAUGCACGUUAAUAUCAAUACGUGCAAUAUCUCACGAUAUCUCAUAACUAACAAUCAGAAUUGCCUAGCCCUUUGGCAGCAACACACGAUUAAAUAAGUGUCAUGAAAUGUAAUAAAAUAUACAUUAAGUAUAUAUGAGGUAACUUGAGGUGUAUUUGAUUUGAUGUUCAAAACUACAAAAUACAUUAAACAUUAAUAAUGAAGCGCUUUUCAGGCAAACCGUUUAUUAUAAAUCUUAGGAAAAUGUAGGGGAGUUGCCAUAGUGUAUCUCUUAAUUUACACCUGAAAAACAUUUCAGACAAGUAUAGAAAAUAAAUGUGAAUCCACAAUGAGCAAUAAAUAGUAUAGGCUAUUACAGUAGAGGAUUUGCCUUCUACCCAGGAUGCUGUUGUGUUUCUGAGGAAGUUGUGUGCGCUUACGUUGAAAAAGAGGGGGCAGAGCUUUUGAAUAGGAUAACAGUUCGGGCAGACCCAGAGAGAAGGGCAGACGGGUAGAGAGCAGGAUCGAGCACAGUAUGGAAGAGACGCACAACUGUCAAAGUAUUAAAAUGACGUUAAACCUACGAAAAUCAUCAAGAAAGGCGUUGGCUGCGCGGGUAGAAGACAAGGGAUAGCGUUGGUUUCACAUAUGGCAACCAUUGAAGUUGGACAAAUGAGGUGACUGAAGAUAUUCAACAAGUGGUUUGUCAUCUGGACAAUCCACCUAACUGAUGACUCUGGGGAUCAGAAUGAACAAGACUUAUUCCAGUCAUGGACUGACUGCCUGUGCUGUUCCCUCUACAAUAAAGAAGACAGCUAUCAAUUCGGCCUCAGAAGAAUCGAACCGCUCUGGGUCGGAGUCUGGGAGUCAGUCGGAGAGUGAGCAGGGCAGUGAGAGGAGAAGAUCGCACCACUCUGGAGAGUCCAACAGCUCCUCUGAAUCUGGAAGCCCGUCCGGGUCUGAGAGUGAUUCGCAGCAGGCUUCAGCAGAGGUCAAGGACAAACCACCAGUUAAAAAGAAAGACAAUCUGGCAGAUGUAAAGAAGAUGUGGGAGGAGCAUCCAGAUGUCUACGGAGUCAGGCGAUCAAAUCGUAGUAGGCAAGAACCUGCUCGUCUCAAUAUUGGAGCUGGGGGUAGCAGUGACUCAGAAGGGGAAAUUCCCAAAAGAAAAGCACCACGACAAAAGAAAAGAGAAAAUACCUGGAAAAGUGAUGACUCGGAUGAUGAUGAGGAACAGGAGGAGGAUGCCAGCAGUGCAGACAAUGAGCAGGAAGAGAAAAAAGUUAGAUCCAGACGACUUCCUGCUAGAAGGCCUCAGACCAAAUCAAAUGCAGUCCAAAAACCGCAUCCUUCGAAGAGAAGGAAAAACCGGAAACAAGAAUCCUCUGUUGAGGAAGAUGAUGAUGACGACGAAGAUGAUGAUGACGACGACGACGACGAAGACACCCCAAAGAGACAAACCCGACGACGUGUGGCUGCUAAAGUCAGUUACAAAGAGGACCAAAAUGACUUUGAGACAGACUCUGAUGACCUGAUAGAGAUGGAGGGAGCUGAAGCGGAGCCUGAAGAUGACAGCGAGACCAUUGAGAAGGUUAUAGACACUAGGAUUGGCAAAAAAGGGGCCUGUGGGCCUUCCACGACCCAGUAUGCUGUGGAGGAAAAUGGGGACCCGGGAGCAGACUUUGACCCUGAGAAGGAUGAAGGAGAGACCCAUUAUCUGAUCAAGUGGAAAGGCUGGUCCUACAUCCACAACACCUGGGAGAGUAUUGAAUCCCUCACUCAACAGAAGGUCAAGGGACUGAAGAAAAUAGAAAACUUCAAGAAAAAGAAUGAUGAGCUCAAUGCUUGGUUGAGCAAAGCAUCUCCAGAGGAUUCAGAAUACUUCAACUGCCAACAAGAGCUGACCACUGACUUGAAUAAGCAGUUCCACAUUUUGGAGAGAGUCAUUGCAUCUAAAACGGCGAAAACACAGGGACCCUCCGAUUUUCCUUCUCACAGCCAUAAGAAUGCAUCAUCGUCCAAUGAGCCAGAGUACCUGUGUAAGUGGAUGGGCCUACCCUAUUCAGAGUGCAGCUGGGAGGAUGGAGCUCUGCUGAAAAAGAAGUACCAGCAUUGUAUAGACAGCUUCAUCAACAGAAACUCAAGCAAAACGGUACCCUCCAAAGACUGCAAAGUAUUGAAACAGAGGCCCAGAUUUGUUGCACUAAAGAAACAGCCAUCGUACAUUGGGGAUGAGAACCUGCAGCUGAGAGAUUAUCAGUUAGAUGGCCUGAAUUGGCUGGCUCACUCCUGGUGCAGGUGCAAUAGUGUGAUCCUAGCUGAUGAGAUGGGACUGGGGAAAACAAUCCAGACCAUCUCCUUCCUGUCUUACCUGUUUCACCAGCACCAACUGUAUGGGCCCUUUCUUGUGGUGGUGCCCCUGUCCACCCUAACCUCAUGGCAGAGAGAGUUUGAAACCUGGGCCCCUGACAUGAAUGUGGUGGUCUACCUGGGAGAUGUGAUGAGUAGGAAAUCAAUCCGUGACUAUGAGUGGGUAUGUCAUCAGACGAAGAGAAUAAAGUUUAAUGCACUCAUCACCACAUAUGAAAUUCUACUGAAAGACAAGGCGGUGUUAGGGAACAUAAACUGGGCCUUCCUGGGUGUUGAUGAAGCUCACCGGCUGAAGAAUGAUGACUCCCUUUUGUACAAAACCCUGAUUGAGUUCCGGUCCAACCAUAGGCUUCUAAUUACUGGGACUCCACUUCAGAACUCUCUCAAAGAGCUGUGGUCCCUACUGCACUUUCUCAUGCCUGACAAGUUUGAAAACUGGGAAGAUUUUGAAAGCGAGCAUGGUAAAGGCACUGACAAUGGCUAUCAAAGCCUCCACAAGGUCCUUGAACCGUUCCUCCUGAGGCGUGUGAAGAAGGAUGUGGAGAAAUCCCUGCCUGCCAAAGUGGAACAGAUCCUUCGUGUUGACAUGUCUGCCGUACAGAAGCAAUACUACAAGUGGAUUCUGACCAGAAACUACAGAGCCCUGCAGAAAGGUACUCGGGGAAGCUCUUCUGGCUUUCUUAACAUUGUUAUGGAGCUGAAGAAGUGCACCAAUCAUGGUUUCCUUAUCAAGCAGCCAGAGGAGGAGUGUGAAACUCAACAAGAACACCUGCAGGCUUUGGUGAGAGGCAGUGGGAAGCUGGUGCUACUGGAUAAGCUGCUUACCAGACUUCGGGAGCGGGGCAACCGUGUCCUCAUCUUUUCCCAGAUGGUGCGGAUGUUGGACAUCCUGGCUGAGUACCUUGCCCUAAAGCGCUACCCAUUUCAGCGCCUCGAUGGUUCCAUAAAGGGGGAAAUACGAAAACAAGCACUUGAUCACUUCAAUGCUGAAGGCUCUGAGGACUUCUGUUUCCUGCUGUCUACCCGGGCUGGCGGGCUGGGGAUCAACCUGGCCUCUGCAGACACUGUGGUCAUCUUUGACUCUGACUGGAACCCUCAGAAUGAUCUGCAGGCACAAGCAAGGGCUCACAGAAUUGGCCAAAAGAAACAGGUGAAUAUCUAUCGCUUGGUCACGAAGGGAACUGUGGAGGAGGACAUUAUUGAGAGAGCAAAGAAGAAGAUGGUUUUGGACCAUCUUGUCAUUCAGAGAAUGGACACCACUGGACGUACUGUAUUGGAUAACAACUCUGGGAAUUCGAAUUCAAAUCCAUUCAACAAAGAUGAAUUGACUGCUAUUCUGAAGUUUGGAGCUGAAGAUCUUUUCAAAGAAGCAGAAGGAGAGGAAACUGAACCAACGGAGAUGGAUAUAGAUGAGAUCUUGCGUUUGGCUGAAACCAGAGAAAGCGACCAGGGAUCAAGUGCCACAGAUGAACUUCUCUCUCAGUUCAAGGUGGCCAACUUCUCCAACAUGGAGGAAAGUGCCCCCGAACUAGUAGAGCGAAUGGUGCCUGACUGGGACGACAUCAUCCCUGAGGACCAAAGGCGGAGGCUGGAAGAGGAGCAGAAGCAGAAGGAAAUGGAGGACAUCUACAUGCUGCCUAGGAGCCGGAGUUCCAAUAAGAGGGCACAAGCCAAUGACAGUGACAGUGAUGUUGGCUCCAAGCUGAAGCAUCACUCCUCAGGCUCUGAGAGUGAGACGGACGACAGUGACGAUGACAAGAAGCCAAAGAGGAGAGGCAGACCCAGAGCCCGCAAGAACAACGUGGAGGGUUUCACUGAUGCCGAGAUCCGCAGGUUCAUCAAGGCAUAUAAGAAAUUUGGAGCGCCACUUGAAAGGCUGGAGUGUGUUGCCCGAGACUCUGAGCUGGUGGAUAAAUCCCAGGCCGACCUGAAGAGACUAGGAGAGCUAAUCCACAACAGCUGUGUGACGGCAGUUCAAGAGCACGAAGAGCACCUCCGGGAGAAUCCUGGUGAAGCCAAAGGUCCUGGGAAACGCAGAGGUAUCAACAUCAAGAUCUCAGGGGUGCAAGUCAAUGCCAAAUCCAUCAUUCAGCAUGAGGAGGAAUUUGAGUCCCUGCACAAAGCUGUGUCAGCCAAUCCUGCUGAGAGAAACAAGUUUGAACUGACAUGCAGAGUAAAGGUUCCUCACUUUGAUGUGGAUUGGGAUCUGCAGGAUGACACUCAACUGUUGCUAGGGGUCUAUGAACAUGGCUAUGGAAACUGGGAUCUCAUUAAGACUGACCCUGAACUGAAACUUUCAGAAAAGAUUCUACCUGAUGACACAGAGAAGAAACCACAAGGGAAGCAGUUGCAGGCCAGAGUGGACUACCUUCUGAAGAUUCUGAAGAAAGAAGCAGAAAAUAAAGAUGCCACUAAAGAGGAGACCAAAGUAAAAAAGAGGAAGCCUUGGGUAAGAAAAGAGAACAAGGCCCCUAAAGAUGAGCAGGGGAAUGACAUCUCCUCCCCCCGACUGUCAGACAACCCCUCGGAGGAAGGAGAGGUUAAGGAUGAAGGAACAGAAAAAGCACCUAUUAAGAAGAGACAGAAGAAAAAGGAUAACAAAGAGAACAAAGAAAAACAAGGAACAACUAAAAAAGAGAAGGAAGGGGAUAAAGAAAAAAAGCGUCCAAAGCCAAAAAAAGAGAAGGCUAAAGGAGCCAAAGGGAAGAAGCCCCAGGGGCCAGUCCACAUCACUGCUGGGAGUGACCCUGUUCCCAUUGGAGAGGAAGACGAUGAGCUUGACCAGGAGACAUUCAGCGUAUGUAAGGAACGUAUGAGGCCAGUGAAGAAGGCCCUGAAACAACUAGAUAAGCCUGACGAUGGCCUGUCUGUUCAAGAGCAGCUCCAACACACACGCACCUGCCUUCUGAAGAUAGGAGACCGCAUCACUGAGUGCCUUAAGGCCUACAGUGAUCCAGAGCAUGUCAAAACAUGGCGUCGGAACCUCUGGAUCUUUGUAUCUAAGUUUACAGAGUUUGGAGCCAGGAAGCUUCACAAAUUGUACAAGAUGGCUCAGAAGAAGCGGUCACAGGAGGAAGAGAAGGAGCAUAGAAAAAAGGGAGAUGACGUGUCGAGUAAGAAGAAGCCUUUCAGAGCUGAAGCAUCUGGUUCCAGUCGAGACUCCACCAGCACCCAGCCCUCGUCCAAGUCUCACUCAGGCAUGCCCCACCCAUCUCCCACAUCCCCUCAUGGUCACCACAGAGAAGGAUACAACCAGUCCAACAAGAGACACUUUGGAAAUGAUGAUCGAGGAGAUUGGCAGAGAGAUCGUAAAUACAACUAUCCAGGAAAUAGCAACCAGUCCUGGCAAGGAGAGCGACAUCAUCCGUACGAUGCACAUCGGUAUAAGGAUCAUCACUAUGGUGACCGGCAUCCGCGUGAAGACUCCUAUCGCAGCAGCUCUAGCAGUUACCGUAGUGGCAGCAGCAGCUCUCCUCGGAAGAGGCCCUAUGAUCAAUAUGACAAUGACCGGGAUCACCGGGACCGUCGGGCCUAUUACGACAGACACCAAGACUCGAAGAGGAGACGGGGUGAUGACUUCCGUCCACCCCAAGAGUUCAGGAGUGGAGGAGGCCAUCCCCAGGACUUCAGGGGGAGGAUGCCAGAGCAUAGGGGACCGCCGGGACCAGCAGGGCCAGAACACUUUACCCGGCCAUAUCCAGACAACAAACCCCCUUUGCUUCUGGACCCACGCUCCCCACAAGCUCAGAAGUCUCCACAGGAUUCACGCUCGCCACCUGCAGAGCAAAAACCAGCUGUGUCUGACGUUAACUGGAACAACAGGAAAACAUGAGGCCUGUUACUAAAAGGCAAGCGGUCCAGGUUAGGAACACAAUAGGAACUUCAUAUGCUGCUGAAGGACAGGUCUGGAAUGGCUAGACCCACCGGUUUGCUUGGCCAGACAAAUCCCCACAUUGGGACAGGGAGGUGACUGCAAUCACCAAACUCUCCAAACCCUUCCUUCAGGUGUGAUGGUGGUAAGAAACUGUCUGUGCCCAUGUAAAAAAGAGUUCAACAUCUUGAAAUGUAUCACACUAAUUUUCUUUUUCUUAAUUACACGUGAUCAGUUAGCGUUCAGUCUGUCUGAAUGCCUAUGGAUGGUUAGUCCCAUGGACACUUAUCUGGGGAACAAGUACAGUGCCGGAAAGGUUGAUGUUGACUGAUCUUGGAACAUAAAAAGUGCCUAAAGUAUUUGGCCUUUGAAAUGUUAGCAGUAUGGGAUUAUUCCCCAAGGAACUAUGACUUUGAUAUUUUUGCUUUCUUUAUGCCCAUUAUAAUUAUGUCCACAGGAAAGGUUUCUUUAAAUAAUUGUCUAUCAUGUUUCAUUCGCAACUUCAAAUUUGUAUUAAUCUUAAUCUUGACCUGGUUGUGAAUGAUUUCAUAAAGGGGCCCUUCUCUGGAUGAAAAUGGGCAUGGGAAAUUGAAUAUUAAGUUAAUCAGCCCAGUACCUAGUCUUGAAGUUACUAUUUAAAAGAUUUUAAUGAGCAUUUCUCAAUCGUGUUUAUAAUCCAUUUUCUGUAAAGACAUGCAUCAUUGCAGUUUUCAUUUUUUGUGUAAUUAAAGAUACACUGUGGGAUCUUAAGCACACCAAAUUUCUAUAUGUUACAAAUUAGAUUUGUAACAUACGAAUUGCACAUUCUACAUUUGUUAACAUGUACAAAUUAGAUGACAGUACACAAUCAGAUUAUGUAGUUAACAAAAACAGGGAUCUGUUUUAGAUCGUGCACCACUUUCACAACUGUUUAAAAAGAACUCCACAAAGCAUCUUUAAGAACCUAAUGAAAAGGAGAUGUUUCUAAACAGUAUUUAAGGUUAUUCUUUUGCAAAAUUUCUGAAGAACACUAUGACUUUAUUUAAGCUAUCCCUAAUAACCUUUAUUUGUAGAUGUGCAAAAGAUGAGCCAUUUCAAUCACAUUUCUGUGUUAUGUAUAAAUGGUACUUUUAAAGCAUACAUUGCACUAGAAGUACUGCACUCUACCAGUUUAUUCCACUUGUAAUAGUAUUGAGCAAUGUUUGACAAGACUGGAAUUUAUCUUCUAUAGUUAAGAUUGUUUGAUUCCCAGUGACAGCAGCAAAACUGCAGGUUGAUCUUCUGAGAGGCAUUAGUAUUUACUGAUGUGGUAGAUGACAAGCUGUUAUUGGUCAGUUUGUUUCGGUGCCAAACCAGAGACUGGCCCUGCUCUGGUUCUUAUGGUUUUUGGUGUGCUCCUCCAUUUGUGCCUUAUUUCUUUGUAUUUCAUACUGUAUAUGGGUUCAUGGACAGCAUUGUACUUAUUCUGUACUACAGAGAUGAUGCAGUAUUAAACAGUCAUGUUUUGAUAUUGUUUUCAAUGGGUGAUUGUGAAAUGUGGAAUGCUAGUUGAGUGAAGACUGGUGGUGGGAACAAAAUUAUUUUGUUUGUCAUAUUUUUCUGCAACUCCCUAAAAGAUGUUGGGGAAAUAAUAAACAGCAUUACACAGGUAAGUCUGUGUAUGAUGUCCUCUAUGGGCAGACCUGUUACAAGGAAUAACCACUCCUUCCUUUUCUUCACGCUACAAUGUCAAAAGACCUGUGUUCUAGAAAACAAAAUAAUUUAUAUUUGUGACAAAAGCCACUGUUCACGUGAAAUGUACUGUAAAUAUGUUUAUAGACAUGUAUUAAACUUUCCUACAUUAUGA
This is a messenger RNA of Esox lucius (northern pike), 8264 nucleotides long. RefSeq names its product chromodomain helicase DNA binding protein 2 (gene chd2). Gene Ontology annotation, molecular function: ATP-dependent chromatin remodeler activity; ATP hydrolysis activity; histone binding. Gene Ontology annotation, biological process: regulation of transcription by RNA polymerase II; nucleosome organization. Gene Ontology annotation, cellular component: nucleus; chromatin. The coding region runs from base 929 to 6400 and encodes 1823 amino acids. The record is from RefSeq and is a predicted model, not a curated record. The transcript is spliced from 40 exons. NCBI's taxonomy places the organism in Eukaryota, Metazoa, Chordata, Actinopteri, Esociformes, Esocidae.